AUGUGGCUGUUCAACAGAAAAGGCCCAUCUGGUUUUUCUUCUUCUUCCACUGCUGAAGAAGUCACCAAUGGAAUUGAUGGCUCGGGCCUCACUGCCAUUGUUACAGGGGCAUCGAGUGGUAUUGGUUCAGAAACUGCACGUGUUCUUGCAUUGCGCGGUGUGAAUGUUACAAUGGGUGUCAGGGAUAUGGCUGCUGGAAAACAAGUUAAAGAAGCAAUACUAGAGGAAAUUCCAUCUGCUAAAGUUGAUACCAUGGAGUUAGAUCUCAGUUCAUUGACAUCUGUCCGAAAAUUUGCUUCCAAAUUUACUUCCUCAGGUCGUCCUUUGAACCUUUUAAUUAAUAAUGCAGGAGUGAUGGCAACCCCGUUCACGCUCUCUAAAGACAACAUCGAGCUGCAGUUUGCUACAAAUCACUUGGGUCAUUUUCUUUUAACGCAUUUGUUAGUAGAAACCAUGAAAAAAACAGCUCGUGAGACGAAAAGAGAAGGAAGAAUUGUGAAUGUUUCAUCAGUGGCACACCGCUUUACGUAUAGCGAAGGGAUUCGUUUCAAUAGGCUCAAUGAUAAAAAAGGGUACAACAACUGGGCUGCUUAUGGCCAGUCAAAACUUGCUAAUAUACUCCAUGCUAAAGAGCUGGCGAGACGAUUAAAGGAAGAUGGAGCAGAAAUAACUGCAAAUUCACUUCAUCCUGGAUCGAUCACGACCAAUCUUUUCCGUUAUCUCGGUGUUUUUGAAGGUGUUAUAAGUACAGUUGGUAAAUUCGUGUUUAAGAACAUUCCACAGGGAGCAUCGACAACCUGUUAUGUGGCAUUGCAUCCACAAGUGAAGGGAAUAAGUGGUGAAUAUUUUUCGGACAAUAAUGUGGCCAAACCAAGCUCGAAGGCUGCAGACACAGAUUUGUCAAAAAAAUUAUGGGAUUUUAGCAUGGAUUUGAUCAAGUAA
Messenger RNA from Fraxinus pennsylvanica, 942 nucleotides. The record is from the annotation of a GenBank genome assembly. NCBI's taxonomy places the organism in Eukaryota, Viridiplantae, Streptophyta, Magnoliopsida, Lamiales, Oleaceae.